CCCACCUGCGUGGCGACUGCACAGACGCACAAAUUCCAUCUGGAGGAACAAUUCCUGAUACUACAAAGUAGGCAGGACAACGCAAAGUUAAGAAAGCAGAGGAGGAGAAACACAAGAUGGUGUCUCAACAGGACAUACAGAAACUACCCAUCGAUAUCCACUACAACAAGCUGCUGGAUUGGCUUGUGGAUAGGAGGCACUGUAACCGACAGUGGCAGGCAGCAGCCCUGGUGGUGCGAGAGAAAAUCAACGCCGCCAUACAGGACAUGCCGGAAGUGCAGGAGAUCACACAACUGCUACAGGGAACGUAUAUAAACUACUUCCACUGCAUACGGAUAGUAGAACUACUGAAGGUUUCAGAGGCAAACACCAAAGAUAUAUUUGGUCGGUAUUCCUCUCAACGGAUGAAGGACUGGCAAGAGGUGGUCAGACUAUAUGAGAAAGACAAUGUCAAUCUUGCUGAAGGAGCUCAAUUGUUGACAAGGAACGUGAACUACGAGAUCCCAGCAGUGAAGAGACAAAUAGCAAAGUGCAAGCAGACACAGGAGGAGUGUGUGAAAAAGGAGGCAGACUUCACCAGCCAAGCCAGAAUAGAAAGAGAAGGUUUCAAGGCAUCAUGCAAGGAACUUGGCAUUGUGGGUAAGAACAUCCGUUCCGAGCUGCUGGCAUUGUUAAAACAACUCCCAGGGAUCCACCAGAAGCUUGCAGAGGAGACCAAGUCCCUGCAGCCUGCUAUAGACUUCUACACAGCUUUUGUACAGUUCCUGUUGUCCAGCUCUGGAGAUGAUGCUAAGGCUGAUGUUUCCAUGGUAUCCAUGCUGAGGUACCUGACGUCACACGGGAACACGACCGUGUACCAGUGGAGGACAGGGGAGGUGCCCACAGUCGUGGUGGAGCCUGGUCUGCCCGGGGGAGGGGAGCCUGCAGCUACGGAGGAGCCACAGAUAACCUGGGAGGACUCAGGAGAUGCCGCAGGCGGGGACGGGGAGAUCAGCUGGGGGGAUGAGGGUGCGGAGGGGCAGGAGGAGGAGGGUGGGGAGAUUGACUGGGGAGGAAUGGACACAGGGGGAGCAGAGGAUGGUGGGAUAGACUGGGGAGGAGACGGCGAGCUGGACAUCACAGUGGAAGGCAGCGGGGCUGAUCAGUCACAGAACGGUGCAGGUGCAGUGGCAGACAGCCGAGUUGCCAUGGGAACAGAUGCCCUGUCCCUGUUUGACCACAAAGAGACAAGAGACCAGGUCAUAAAUGAACUACGGGAGCUCUCGGGUUUCCUGGCCCAGCGGUUGGUGGAGAUGGAGGGAGAGAACAACGUGGUGGCCGAGACGAUCUUCCAGUCGGCGCCGCAGGAGCUGCAGAUGCGCUCCGUGGAGGAGAUUACGGACAUGCUCGCCCCUGUAGACACCAUCCUGGCCCAGCUCACCAACAACCGCAUGAGGCAGCUCUACAUGCUCAAGGCCUCUCCCAAGUACGUAGACAGACUGACCGCCAACCUUCAGCAGAAGCUGGACCAGGCCGACAAGAUGCUCGCCAGGAAGCGCAUUAUGAUCGAAAAGAGACAGGGGGCGCUGCAGGACCAGAGGCAGACGGAGCCCAAACUGCAGGUCAUCAUCAAGAAGACCAAAGAGCUGAAGAAACAGAUGGAGGGAGAAAUAUCCAAGCGGUACAGCGACAGACCAGUUAAUAUCAUGGGGGAGAUCAACCUGCUCUGAGUCCAGCCUCAACAGGAACCAGCAGUAUUCCCAACCUCUGGUCUGACACAACAUUGAGAAUUUACAGUGUCAGCUAUGUG
Branchiostoma belcheri (Belcher's lancelet) is the source of this 1789-nucleotide messenger RNA. Its product is annotated as CDK5 regulatory subunit-associated protein 3-like. The transcript has 14 exons. NCBI's taxonomy places the organism in Eukaryota, Metazoa, Chordata, Leptocardii, Amphioxiformes, Branchiostomatidae. The coding region runs from base 117 to 1709 and encodes 530 amino acids. The record is from RefSeq and is a predicted model, not a curated record. Gene Ontology annotation, biological process: regulation of cyclin-dependent protein serine/threonine kinase activity; regulation of mitotic cell cycle. Gene Ontology annotation, cellular component: endomembrane system.